UUUAAAACAGUACACGAAGAAGAGAAAGCGGAAAUUAACUGUUCAGCCCUUUCCCAGCAAAGCUCUAUAAACAAACAAAAGCUUUUAUAACAGGUCCCCAGGAAACUCUGUUAAUGACGGGGUUUCCUUUAUCAACAUGCCCCCCAGUGACAUUUAAUUUGGACGAUUCCAGGUUGAAAUAAGCAAAGAGGUGCGAGCAUCUUCCAGACACACGCUCCGUUAGAGUGGCUAAAGUGUUAGCACGACAUGUUUAUUUUCGUGCUGGGCAGAAGGAGCGCGUCAUGAUGGCACGAAACCGUCGCAGUGCCAGCGACUAACUGCGCAUUUAUACCUAAAGGUUGUGGUACACAAGUGUAAAACUUGGCUCAAGUUUUAAGCACAAGUGCGGUCUGCAACGUCCCCGCGCAGCCAUCACCAUGGCGUGGGCUCUGAAGCUGCCUCUCACUGAUGAAGUGAUAGAGUCUGGACUGGUCCAGGACUUCGAUGCCAGUCUGUCAGGCAUCGGCCAGGAGCUUGGUGCUGGGGCGUACAGCAUGAGUGAUGUACUUUCUGUCCCCAUCUUCAAACAGGAGGAAUCGAACCUGCCUCCAGACACUGACAACAAGAUCCUCCCCUUUCAGUAUGUUCUGUGUGCAGCUACCUCGCCAGCCGUUAAACUGCACGAUGAAACCCUCACCUACCUCAACCAAGGUCAGUCCUAUGAAAUUCGAAUGCUUGACAAUCGGAAAAUUGGAGAACUUCCGGAAAUCACUGGUAAAAUGGUGAAGAGUAUUAUCCGUGUGGUGUUUCAUGACCGACGGCUCCAGUACACAGAGCAUCAGCAGCUGGAAGGCUGGCGUUGGAACAGACCUGGGGAUCGCAUCCUCGACCUUGAUAUACCCAUGUCAGUUGGGAUUACCGACCCCAGGGCUAACCCUACUCAGCUCAACACUGUGGAGUUCCUUUGGGACCCUUCAAAAAGAACCUCAGUAUUUAUCCAGGUUCACUGUAUAAGCACAGAAUUCACUAUGCGUAAGCACGGAGGGGAGAAAGGCGUUCCUUUCCGCGUUCAGAUAGACACGUUCAAGGAGAACGAGGGCGGAGAGUACACCGAGCAUCUGCACUCCGCCUCCUGUCAGAUCAAAGUUUUCAAGCCCAAAGGUGCGGACAGAAAGCAGAAGACAGACAGGGAGAAGAUGGAGAAGAGGGCACCGCAGGAGAAGGAGAAGUACCAGCCAUCUUAUGAAACUACAAUCCUGACAGAGUGCUCUCCUUGGCCUGAGAUCACGUACGUCAACAACUCCCCAUCCCCCGGCUUCAACAGCACACACAACAGCUUCCCGGUUGCAGAGGGGAACGGAUCACCAAAUCACCAGCCAGAGCCUGUUGUUCCAGUGCUGGACAAUUUACUUCCCACAGCGACACCACAGGAGGCACAACAGUGGCUCCUACGAAACCGCUUUUCACCCUUCUGUCGUCUCUUCACCAACUUCUCAGGGACAGACCUGCUGAAGCUGACCAGGGAGGACGUCAUUCAGAUCUGUGGGCCAGCUGAUGGGAUUAGACUCUUCAACGCACUGAAGGGACGUGUGGUACGGCCCAGGUUGACCAUCUAUGUUUGUCAGGAGUCUCAGCACGGGCGGGAACAGCAGCAGAAACAUGAGAACGGAGAUGCUGCCAACAACACUUUUUUUAUUUAUCACGCCAUCUACCUGGAGGAGCUGACGGCAACCGAGCUGACGGAGAAACUGGCUCAGCUCUUCAACAUCUCACCUCGACAGAUAAACCAGAUCUUCAAACAGGGUCCCACCGGAAUCCACGUGCUCGUCAGUGAUGAGAUGAUUCAAAACUUCCAAGAUGAAGUGUGUUUUGUUCUCGACACAAUGAAAGACGACACCAGUGACGGCUACCACAUCAUCCUGAAGUGACCUCUCAGCAGGACAACGGUGUUGCUUUUCUUUAGACCUGAUCCAGUCUGCGACUCCACAGCCUCCUACUCCAUCUCUGUUCUUGGAAAAUGUGGGAAUCGCCCUCUCGUUUUCUCCCCGUGGAAGUGUUGAGGCUGCUAAGAGGAACCUGCGACUCGAGCACCUUGGCCCCUCUCCUCGACGUACCUUAUUGUCUUACCUUUGAGAGAGUGACUCUGUUCACACCGCCGUGAAGUGUCCUCCUUCCAGACAACUUCAACCUUAAACGAUUGCUUUUUUGUCCAUUGUCGCUUUAUGUUUUUCAUGCCGAGGCUUGGUGGUGCGGCCCGCUGCUGUGGCCGUGCUUCAGCACCAGUCGGUGGUUGUGAAAUUGUCUUUUUUUUAAAAGGAAAUGUGUGGAAACCAAAACAAGGUAGAAAACUGAGGUCAGCAAUGCAGCGGUAUUUCUCGUUCUCGUGCUAAAUUGUCUUUGGGAGAUACACGUCAAGCCAGUAUGCAAAUGAGGUAGAGCUGAGACAACGGCUCUAAGCAACCACGUCAACCGACCCACCAGGACAUGAGUGAAAACUACUGAAAAUUCUCAGAAACUUCACAAACUCCAGACAUUCUGUGGUUUGUAACAGUGGGGAAGGAAGUGUGGGGCGGGGGUUGUUAGUUCUACUGGCUGCUGGUUGUUACGUAUGCAUUGUGAACCAUGACUCAACACUGUGUCUGUUAAUGAUCACACCAGCAAACUGUCACUGCUCCGUCAGCGUCCUUGUGGUCAUUUUUACAUUUUUAUGUAGUUGCAUUUACGUUGAGAGAAUUUGUUAUACUGCGUUUUAAUUUCCUUGCAUUUCAUCGUCACUUUUUUUUGUUUGUUUGUUUGUCGGGGAUGUUACCACUUUAAAGUCCUAAAUCAUGCGCUGGUUAUUGAGCUGCAUGUUCUUUAAUUUUCGUAUUUUUUCAGUACAGUGAGAUGCUUACAUGAAAUUAGCUUUGUCAUCAUAGAUAUCCACGCUAGCCUCGUCCCGUUGGCAUUAUUAAAACACUUACCCAUGUACGGAACCAUCUGUCAUAA
Cynoglossus semilaevis (tongue sole) is the source of this 2967-nucleotide messenger RNA. RefSeq names its product transcription factor CP2 (gene tfcp2). Gene Ontology annotation, biological process: regulation of transcription by RNA polymerase II. Gene Ontology annotation, cellular component: nucleus. Lineage: Eukaryota; Metazoa; Chordata; Actinopteri; Pleuronectiformes; Cynoglossidae. The transcript has 16 exons. Bases 417 to 1907 code for a protein of 496 amino acids. Gene Ontology annotation, molecular function: DNA-binding transcription activator activity, RNA polymerase II-specific; RNA polymerase II cis-regulatory region sequence-specific DNA binding. The record is from RefSeq and is a predicted model, not a curated record.